AUGUCUGACAAAAGCGACGACAGUGCACCUGCACAACCACCGAAAAGGGCUAAAAGCCUUGUGUGGGACUACUUAGCGAAAAUUUCCAGUACGAACGCUUCGUGCAAUGCGUGUUCCAGCACUUUGAAGACGCCAACAGGCUCAACGACGGCCCUUGUGCGACAUUUGAAUGCUCACCCUGUAGCAAUAGUAGAAUAUAGGAAGAAAAGUGGGGACAGCAUCCGUUCGGCGAAGCAGCCAAGGAUAACAGAUAUUUUGAAACAAAAUGAACCGCUGCCAGCAAGCAAGGUGAAAGCCCUGAAUCGAAAGGUAGCUGAGCUUAUAGCCUUGGACUAUCAGCCGCUAUCUAUAGUAGCAGACAGGGGCUUCAGUGCUUUAACGAAAGAAGCUGUACCCAACUACGAGCUGCCUUCGCGUACUACUGUUUCACGCACUCUGAUUCCACGUAUCUACGACGACACGGGGAAACGCGUUGACAGCGAGCUUCGCGCGGCGAUGGACGGUGUAGUGUGCUCCUUUGCGUUCACAUCAGAUAUGUGGACAUCGAGGGCUAAUGACUCAUCCAUAAGCCUCACAUGCCACUUUCUGACGCCUGACUUCGCCAUGAAGAGGUAUUUACUGAACGUGAGACACUUCCCCGAGAAACAUACAGGUAACAAUAUUGCUGCUGCUUUGAAUUCACUGUGUGAAGAAUGGGGCAUACUCAAUGAGAAAUACAAACUUUAUAUUGUCACUGACAAUGGAAGGAACAUUCGUGCCGCCGUAAAGAAACUGAAACUGAGUGAACGCUCAUGCUUUGCUCAUACGCUUCAGCUUGCAAUUCAUGAUGCCAAACAAGAGUGCUCGACUUUAAGUACCUUAUGCAAAAAAGGCAGGUCAAUAUUUGGACACUACAAACACAGUUCAGCAGCACAAAAAAGGUUGCAUGAUAUGUUGCUGCAAAUGAAAAAACCUGAUCUCCAUGUGGUGCAAGAUGUUGACACACGUUGGAAUAGCCAGUAUUUGAUGCUUUCAACACUCCUGGAGCUUAAAGAAGCCAUUACUGUCGAGCUGGCAACAUCUGAUGCAGACAUUGAAUGCUUUUCAUCUUCAGACUGGAGAGAAGUUGCUGACUUUGUGGAGAUGUUGAAGCCCCUGUAUGAUGCCACAACACUUCUGAGUGGUGAGAAAUAUGCCACGUUACCCAGCCAAAUACCCAUAAUUCAUGGGCUUUUAGAAUGCCUGUCACAACAGAAACACAAAUCUAUCUUUGCUGGAAUAUGUGCCAGAGCUAUUACUGCACGGUUCCCACAAUAUGAUCUUGAUGAAACUGCUGCUAUGUCCAUGUUCUUGGACCCUCGCUACAAAGGAGCUGUGUACAUCACAAGUACCCACAAGUUGACAUGGAUUAAAGACGCUGUGCAGCACCACCACCACCACCGCUGUGAUGCACUGCUUAUGGAGGAUAUUUCUGAGCUCCCAACAAGUGUACCCCGACCAAGCACUAGCUCAUCACAAGGGGUUUGGGAGGUUUUUGACAAGCCAGCUUCAAACGUUCCUGCAUCCGGACGUUUACCCAUCGAGAAAGAAAUGAGUGACUAUUGUGAGGAAGGCCUUCUGCCACGACAGAAGGAUCCUCUUCAGUGGUGGAAGUGUACAGAGAGGGUCACACAAGUACCCGCAACUUUCAAGGCUGGCCAGGGAAUACUUAGCCAUACCGGCCACCUCUGUUCCAAAUGA
Ornithodoros turicata is the source of this 1719-nucleotide messenger RNA. Its product is annotated as zinc finger BED domain-containing protein 4-like. The transcript has a single exon. The record is from RefSeq and is a predicted model, not a curated record. Gene Ontology annotation, molecular function: DNA binding. The coding region runs from base 1 to 1719 and encodes 572 amino acids. NCBI's taxonomy places the organism in Eukaryota, Metazoa, Arthropoda, Arachnida, Ixodida, Argasidae.